GGAGGGGACGGUAUCGGCUUGCUUUAAGCAUUCCAUUCAACAACAGAAGCCGAGCGAGGCAUAAUUGAUACCCCCCAACUUUAUUUUCAACUCCUUCUUGUCGAAGCGACUUUGCAGGAUAUACCUCAAACGAGCUCUCCGUCGAAAUCAAAGUUCAUCUACACAAGCAAUCAUGACGAACGACGCUGCCGGCGCUAGCGCCACUACUUCAUCCACCACUACCAAUGCCAACGCCAAUGCCACAAGUAGCAACAGCGAUGGCACCGCCGGCAAGGCCUCGUUCACAGUCAAGGCGGGUCUGGCGCAGAUGCUGAAAGGCGGCGUGAUCAUGGAUGUGACGGACGCCGCGCAGGCACGCAUCGCCGAGGACGCGGGCGCCUGCGCUGUCAUGGCGCUCGAGAGGGUGCCCGCCGACAUCCGCGCCGAGGGCGGCGUCUCGCGCAUGUCGGACCCGGCCAAGAUCAAAGAGAUCCAGGACGCCGUGACCAUCCCCGUCAUGGCCAAGGCGCGCAUCGGCCACUUCGUCGAGUGCCAGAUCCUCGAGGCCCUCGGCGUCGACUACAUUGACGAGAGCGAGGUGCUGACGCCCGCUGACGACGAGUUCCAUGUCGAGAAGUCUGGGUUCAAUAUCCCCUUCGUAUGCGGGUGCCGCAACCUAGCCGAAGCGCUCCGCCGCAUCACUGAAGGCGCCGCCAUGAUCCGCACGAAAGGCGAAGCCGGCACAGGCGACGUCGUAGAAGCGGUCCGGCACAUCCGGACAGUCAAGCGCGAGAUCGCCGCGGCGCAGGCAGCGCUGCGCGAAGGCGGAGAUCUCGCCCUCCGUCAGCUGGCGCGCGAGUACGGAUGCGACGCGACGCUUCUGAAGCAGACGGCUGAGCUAGGCCGUCUGCCAGUCGUCAACUUCGCCGCGGGAGGUGUGGCGACGCCCGCAGACGCCGCGCUGAUGAUGCAGCUGGGUUGUGACGGCGUCUUCGUGGGCAGUGGGAUUUUCAAGUCAGGCGACGCGGCGAAGAGGGCGCGCGCCAUCGUCCGCGCCACGACGCACUUCCGGGAUGCCAAAGUCGUCGCUGAGUGUAGCGAGGGACUAGGCGAGGCCAUGGUGGGUAUUAGUGUGCGGACGCUGCCGACGGAGCAGAAGUUGGCUGGGCGAGGCUGGUAAGGGGAAGAGAAAGCGGGAUGAAAAAAGAGCAAGCUAAAAAAGGUAAAGUCGAACUGAACAAGAUGGGAAAUUAAAAAAGAGGUUUGAAGCAGGUGAGAUUUUUGGGCCGUUUACAUUCAACAUUGGGAAUUGAUGGGCUUUACAGAAGGGGAUGAGUUUGGUAUCACACACUCACGAUGAAUGUAGUGUGUGGAAUGGAGGUCCUACUGAAGUCAUAGUCGCUAGCCACGUUCAUAUAUAACUUCUAGACUAGGGUCGGUAAAUGCAAAAUACUAUAAGACGUCUGGUACCUAUUCUGUUCCGACUCCUUCCCGUUGCUUAAACCGGUUGAUAUAUAUG
Molecule: messenger RNA, 1498 nt
Organism: Xylaria bambusicola
Lineage: Eukaryota; Fungi; Ascomycota; Sordariomycetes; Xylariales; Xylariaceae
Product: SOR/SNZ family-domain-containing protein
Exons: 3
Coding region: 173-1159 (328 amino acids)
Biological process (GO): pyridoxine biosynthetic process; amino acid metabolic process; pyridoxal 5'-phosphate biosynthetic process
Molecular function (GO): amine-lyase activity
Source: RefSeq, a predicted model, not a curated record